AUGAAGAAAAUGGAUGGAGAAGACUAUAAGGAAGGUACAAUAAAAACAAUGUGGAAUCAGACUGCCAAAUUACUUCAAGAAAAGUAUUUGAACGAUUUCGACAUCAAAAUCAACCCAUUUUCGGAUGCUGCAUUCAAGACCGCUCGAGGAGCUCGUGAUGCCAAGCGUAAGGCUUUACAAUCUAUUCCGGAAAAACGGAGGGCAAGUGCAGCAGCGUUGGAGGAAAAAGAUUGGGAUGAGAGAGAGAGAGAGGAGAGAGAGAGAAGAAAAAGGGUGUGGUCAAUUACGACUUUGAUGCUUCCAACAGCCAGAAUGCUGGAGACCCAGUUGCAUAAUUUCUCGGCCCAUUGGCUGGAAGCUUUAAGAGAUGCGCUUUAUGCCACACCUAAUCGAAUGGUGUCGCUAUUACACCAGCUAUGCGACCACGACGAUAGUUCUCCCGCAAACAAAAGACAUUAUUAUUAG
Molecule: messenger RNA, 465 nt
Organism: Pieris macdunnoughi
Lineage: Eukaryota; Metazoa; Arthropoda; Insecta; Lepidoptera; Pieridae
Source: the annotation of a GenBank genome assembly